AUGGAACGCGCACAAUUCGUCUGCACCACUUGCAGCGCACGCAAAAAAGGCUGCGAUAAGGCGUUGCCAGCUUGUGGCUUCUGCGCCAAACGUGGCCUAUCAUGCAAAUAUGAUGGUCCUGCAAGGAAGGAGAGAAGCUUCCGGCCAUACAACCCUGGCAAAUACUUUGUGGCUUCCGGAACUUUGAACGCCCCGAUUAGUCCAAUCUCGAUCGUGAAUAGCGCCUCGAGCCCUGACACUCCAUCUGUGACCGCUUCAAUAUCUCAGUCAAUCCACGAAUCACUGUAUCAGCAAGUUCGUGAUGUGCUCAAUCUCGCGAAUCUUACCGCGGAGGACAUUAGUAAACGCUACUUCGACUCAUUUCACCGACUAUACCCUAUUAUAUCUCCAGAACUAUUCUAUCAAGCCCAGUCAAAGUACGCACAUGGAGGCAGUAUCUCUCCUUCCACCGAUUAUUCCAUCCUGGUUCUAGCUAUGUUUCUUGCAAUCACCCUGCCGGGUCAUCAUCGGCCCACAAAUCUUUCCUUAUCAGACCAAGAACAGCUUUACGUCAAAGUCAAGUCUCUCAUCGCUCAAAUCCAGACUGCCAUAUCUCCAUCUUUUGCCCUGGUCCAGGUCAUGUUCAUCGUAACUAUCUGGGAGUAUACUCGGGCUCGCCCAGAGGCGGCGUACUCUUCCAUUAAUGCAUGUUCCAGCUUAGCGCGAAUUUUGGGAGUCGGGGACGAGCUGUUGGAGAAGUCUGCGCCUUAUCAAAGCAACAUUAUUACCAACUUGGUGGAGAUAGUGAAGAGGAAUGUGGCAUGGGCUGUUAUAAUGCUGGAAAGGAUCAUAUUGGUUGAGCUGAACCCUAAAGCUAUACGACCCCUUACAGGGUAUCCCAAUAUAGACUGCCAGCUACCCUUGGAUUUAUUACCUUCGGAUUCCUCUUUGAGCCAGUCAAUUGACUACCAGAGCUCGAUAUCAGCCACGCUGUCUUGUUUAGAGACUGGCAAUGUCAGUUGGUUUGGACGCCAAGCACAGGCGAUCUUCUUACUAGAUAACGUGCUAGAGGUUGUCCGCACUGCAUCAAAGACAGGUAUUACACAAGGCAUACUUCAAGGGGCAGUGGAGCUAGAUGGUAUGAUCCGUAACUUUCUAGCCAUGCUCCUAGAAGAAAGUCGCCAGAAAAAGACAAGUCUAUGCAGUUCAGUGGCUUUCUCCAUCAGGGCACUAUUUCUUCUCCAUUGGUCUAUAUUCGAUGCUCUUCCAACGUCUGGAAAUGAGAGCAACUAUCAAGCAAGGAACCUAUCCUGGACUGCUAUUAAUUCGGCCUGCAACAUGACAAUUGACGCCAUCACGCACGCUCAGCAAGAGCCUGAUUCUCCCGUGCCCAUUUGCAGCUUUUAUAUUCUCCAAGAGGCUAUCCGGUAUCUAUCGGAACAUCAGAAGGUUGCAGGCGAUGAGGCAACAGUCAGUGACAAAGAUAUGUUAAUACAUGCUGACAAGGAGUACCGUAGCACCUAUAUCUUUUGACAAUAUAUACACGAACUGGGGUCAGCAUUUCCUCCUAUAGGACAUACGUACCGAUAAAAUCGUUACCCUUACAUGAAACACAUCCGAAAUGGUGUAAAGGUAACAUCGCCGUCUCUCAUCUACCAAGAUAUCACGGCAGCUCGGGGUUCGAUUCCCCGUUUCGGAGUUUGUCUUCUUUUUUCCCUCAUCCUCGUUUCGAUUUUUUUAUUAGACGAGAUCAGGCCAAAAUAUGUGGUAGCAUCGUCUCUUUGUCACGUGGUACAUAUGUUAUCUCGAAAUUUCGUACAAUGCACAAUCGUAAAAUAUGA
Molecule: messenger RNA, 1820 nt
Organism: Talaromyces stipitatus ATCC 10500
Lineage: Eukaryota; Fungi; Ascomycota; Eurotiomycetes; Eurotiales; Trichocomaceae
Exons: 3
Coding region: 1-1512 (503 amino acids)
Biological process (GO): DNA-templated transcription; regulation of DNA-templated transcription
Cellular component (GO): nucleus
Molecular function (GO): DNA-binding transcription factor activity, RNA polymerase II-specific; zinc ion binding; DNA binding
Source: RefSeq, a predicted model, not a curated record